AUGGGUGGUGAAGGAGGAAGCCUUACCGGACGCAUUGUUCAAAUGGUUUUGUUGAUUACCAUUUUAACGUUGGCUCCCUCUAUUCUUGUUAUGGUGACGUCAUUUACCCGCCUGGUCGUCGUUUUUUCUUUUCUGCGAAGUGCUAUUGGAUUACAGCAGUCCCCUCCGAAUGCUGUCCUCAUUUCUCUGGCUCUUUUUCUGACAGCAUUUGUUAUGUCUCCAACUCUAGAGAAAGUCUAUGAUGAAGGACUGUCUCCCCUUAUUGAAGAAAAAAUUCCUGUAGAAGAAGCGAUGGAUAAAAUGUCUACACCCAUUUAG
This is a messenger RNA of Stylophora pistillata, 318 nucleotides long. RefSeq names its product flagellar biosynthetic protein FliP-like. Lineage: Eukaryota; Metazoa; Cnidaria; Anthozoa; Scleractinia; Pocilloporidae. The record is from RefSeq and is a predicted model, not a curated record.